UCCAUAUCCACUCUUUUCACCUUGAACACCAUGGCUGCAGUCACUGCCCAUGGACACAUUAAUGGAACCAGUACCCCAGAAUUGGCUCCUUCGAGGUUCUCUACUGGCCUUAUAUUACCUCCUCCAGAAAUAAAAUCGGUUAUUGACAAAACUGCCACUUUCAUCGCUCGUUCUGCAAACCCACCUCAGUUCGAAGAUAAAAUACGGGAGGGUCAGCGAUCUGACCCAAAGUUCUCUUUUUUGAAUCCGGCCGACCCUUACCAUGCCUAUUAUCGACACAAACUUGACAAGAUUUUUCAAGGAGGGGGAGAAGAGGAGACUCCGCAGGGCAAAGAAGUUCCUACGGAAGGUCCAGACACGCCCAGUAAAACCAGUAUCGUUGACGUUGCAUUAGAACCACCAACGCCUGAGUUCAUAUUGGAUAUGCCGAAUAUCAGCGCAAUUGACCUUGAUAUUAUGAAGCUCACUGCGCUAUUCACGGCUCAACGAGGGCGCAAUUUUCUUACUCCUCUUUCGGCAAAGGAAGGACGGAACUACCAGUUUGAUUUCCUUUGGCCGACUCAUUCAUUAUUUGGGUAUUUCAACCGACUCGUAGAUCAGUACACCAAAGUCUUACAUCCAAACAAGGAUACCAUAGAAGACUUGAAAAAUCGUGCUGACGAUGGUUCACGUUGGAGGACGUUAGAAAUUUCGCGCAAAUACGCGAAAUGGGAGAGAAAUAAACGAGAAAAGGAGAAGAAACGAUUGGAUGACCAAGAGGCGGAGAGAAUUGCUUUCGCCGAGAUUGAUUGGCAUGACUAUGCAAUUGUGCAGACUAUUGAAUUCACGGUGGCUGAUGCGACCUCAGAAUUACCCCCACCGAUGAGUGUGCAAGAAGUCGAAAAUAUGACGUUGGCACAGAAACGAAUGGCAGCUAUGAUCAUGGAAAAUACGGCGGAGGACGUGGAGGCGCACCGUGCCAAGCAAGCUGCUGCUGAAGCUGAAGCCGCCGCUGCCGUCGGUAAUGCAGGAAUGGCGAUUGACGAUGUAGCGAUGGAGGAGAGCGAUGACGAAGGGGAAGAAAUGGAAGAACGGGCCAGAAAGAACGAAGAAGAGCGUCAAAGGGAAAUUGAAAGAGCAAAGGCGUUACAAGCGAGCUCGACCAAUGCGGGUGGACCGAUGAAAAUCAGGACGGAUUACGUUCCAAAACUGGGUGCAAAGAACGCAAAGACUGCUAUGACAAAAUGUACUAUAUGUGGUCAACAAAUUCCGGUGGACGAACUGCAAGAACACAUGCGCAUCGAACUCCUGGAUCCAAGGUGGAAAGAACAACGCGAUGAUCUCGAGCGUCGCAAGGCACAGGCGUCCGAAUUACAGCGUGGUGCAAAUGUCGUGUCCUCUUUGAAAAAUCUUGCACGAACUCGUGUGGAUAUUUUCGGUGCGGAGGCGGAUGAAGAGAGGCGGAAAAAGGAGGAAGAGGAAGAGCGGGAACGCAGGAAAGAGAGGGAGAAGGUUGUUUGGGAUGGUCACACGGCAUCGAAAGCAAAUACCUUGGACAAGUUCUCGACAAAUGUCAAUUUCGACGAACAAAUCGCGGCCAUUCACCGCGCCAAAGGACUUGGACCCCAAGAGGCAAACGCGAUGGGACCUGGCAUCGGUCCUGCUGCUGCACCGCCCCCUUUGACCAGUCUCCCUCCACCGCACGCAUCGUUGCCUCCUGUUCCUCAAGCUUCAAGUAACCCGGCGUACUCCACUGCGACCGUCUCCUCGGGCCCUCAACCAGCAUCUGCUUACCAACCUGCUCCGGUUAUGCUUCCGCCCUUACAUUUCCAAGGAAUUGAAGCGCCCCAGCCGUUCGGCUAUCAACCUCCUGGUGUGCAUCCAUCUCGUGCUGCGGCGCUAGCUGCUGCCAACGGCGCACUCCAAACCGGAGUUACCCGAACUGCUGAUCAAAUGGAAGGCGGGGGAGAAGAUGAGAUACCUCCUGCCAAACGACAGAGGGUCAAUAAGAUGCCUGGAAGUACCAUGUUUUCGGAAGAAGACUGGAUCGCUAUGCAUCCUCACCCUAUAUCGCUGCAAGUACAAUUGCCAAAUGACCCAUCCAAACCGGAAUGGAAGUUGGAUGGCAAAGUGGUUACUAUCCCUGAUCUCCCUUUGAAUCUCCUGGUGUCAACGCUGCGUGACCGUAUCCUACAACAUGCUGGAAGCAGUGUUCCUGCGUCCCGAAUUCGGUUGUCGUACGCCGGCAAGAUGCUCACAAACAAGAAUACCAUCGCCAGUUAUAAUCUAGAGGACGAAGAGACGUUGAUAUUCAGUGUCAGCGCGGGAAGAACAAAUAGAUAGGAGGGACACCGUGUCUAUUGUUCAGGUUGCAUGGUUAAAUCAAUCUCCAGUACUUCAUUGAUACUUAGUAUAUAAGUAUAUGACCUUGUUGA
Molecule: messenger RNA, 2414 nt
Organism: Marasmius oreades (fairy-ring Marasmius)
Lineage: Eukaryota; Fungi; Basidiomycota; Agaricomycetes; Agaricales; Marasmiaceae
Exons: 7
Coding region: 31-2322 (763 amino acids)
Biological process (GO): mRNA cis splicing, via spliceosome; regulation of alternative mRNA splicing, via spliceosome
Cellular component (GO): U2 snRNP; U2-type prespliceosome; catalytic step 2 spliceosome
Molecular function (GO): protein binding; RNA binding
Source: RefSeq, a predicted model, not a curated record